AUGAUAACUUGAUCUCAAUUAGCAUUUUCAGACAUAAACUCUCCUAUUAUAGAACAAAUAGUUUUUUUUCAUGAUUAUUCAAUAAUAAUUAUUUUAAUUAUUACAAUUAUUACAAUUUAUAUAAUUAUUAAUAUCAUAACAAACAACUUUAUUAGUCGUUCUUUAAUGGAAGGUCAAGAAAUUGAAAUUAUUUGAACAAUUAUUCCAGCUUUAACUUUAAUUUUUAUUGCAAUCCCUUCUCUUUAUUUACUUUAUCUCACAGAUGAGACAUUUAACAAUCAAAUUUCAAUUAAAGUUUUAGGCCAUCAAUGGUAUUGAUCUUAUGAAUAUUCAGAUUUUAACAAAGAAUUUGAUUCCUUCAUAAUUCCAGAAAGAGAAAUAAUAAAAAAAACUUUUCGAUUAUUAGAUACAGAUAACAAUUUAGUUCUUCCUAUUAAUACUAAUAUUAAAUAUUUAAUUUCAUCAAUAGAUGUAAUUCAUUCUUGGACUAUUCCAUCACUAGGAUUAAAAAUAGAUGCAAUUCCUGGGCGUCUUAAUCAAUCUUUUUCAAUAUCAAGACGUCCAGGAUUAUUUUAUGGUCAAUGUUCUGAAAUUUGCGGUGCUAAUCAUAGAUUUAUGCCAAUUUCAUUAGAACUAACUUCAAUACUUAAUUUUAUUAAAUUUAUUAAUUCCU
Messenger RNA from Rhipicephalus microplus (southern cattle tick), 673 nucleotides. NCBI's taxonomy places the organism in Eukaryota, Metazoa, Arthropoda, Arachnida, Ixodida, Ixodidae. The record is from the annotation of a RefSeq genome assembly.